Alligator mississippiensis (American alligator) is the source of this 6935-nucleotide messenger RNA. RefSeq lists its product as uncharacterized. The coding region runs from base 1 to 954 and encodes 317 amino acids. The transcript has 13 exons. The record is from RefSeq and is a predicted model, not a curated record. NCBI's taxonomy places the organism in Eukaryota, Metazoa, Chordata, Crocodylia, Alligatoridae.
AUGGCUGGGAAGGGGCCGGGGCUACGUGGCAACACCAAGGAUUGGGCCCCUCGUGUCUCCUCCGUCAUCCACCCCCGGCACGCCAACACCUUACAAGUUGAAGAUGUGGGUAGGCUUCAGGGCCGCGUUGCCUCCCCUCCCGGCCGGGCUCCCCUGGCAGGCCAAGCUCACGCUUUCCCAGCACCAGAUGCCACGCUGGAGGCGGACAGGUGGGCAAGGGGCAAACUGCCCCCAAUUAAGGCUUCCCUGUGCGUGCCAACCUUGGGGGAAGGUCCGGAGAGGAGGGACCCUGCACCUGGACCACGACCAGGCGCAGGCGCAGCAGUGGGGGCACGUGGAGGGGCAGGUGAGGCCGUGCCAGCUGUGCCGGGCAGCGCUGCCAGGGGCCAGAGGUGGCCGCACCCCUCCGCUGCCGACAAACCCCUCACCGGGCACCGCCGGCAGCAGCUGGAGCUGACGGCGCUCAGGGCCCAGCUGGCCCAACAGGAGCGGGACACGGCGGUCCUCCUGUCCCGUGCUCGGCAAAGGGAGGAGCUGCUCCUGCCCCCCAUGGAUGUGGCAGAGGGGUGCUUGCCACCCUUGACAGGAAGCAUUAGCCACUACCAGGCGGAGGACUUGGGCACCCAAACUGACCGGCCCGCUACCUCGGAGGCCAGUACCCAGACAGAGGGCUUUGAGCAGGAGCACGCCAGCACCCAAACCAGGGCCAUCUGUCUGGAGGAUGUCGGGUGCCAGGUUGACCCCCCGGCUACAACAGACACCUGCACGCAGACCAAGGCUCGCCGGUGUCUAAAAGCGGCUGGACACAGGGAGAGUCAGGAGCAAAUGCCCCUCCAAGGGGAUCGAGGAGGGGACACAAACCACCAUGCUCCUCUCCAAGGAGGCCAGCACCCAGGCAGAGGGCCCUGGGCACCAGGACAUCUGCACCCAGACAAGGGCCCUCUGCCUGGCUAAUGUUGGGUGCCAGACCAACCCCCUUCCGGGGAUGGAGGCGAGAAGCAAGAAAGGACAGGGGGAAUGUGCUGACACUGCGGCAGAGGGGAGGAGGAGAAGGGGACGAGCAGCACGGAGGUUCAACCUUGCAUGGAUACUGCCGUGCAGCUUCGCCCUCCUCAGGCGUUGAAGGCUGUGACUCCUCCCCUCCCCGUCCACCCCUGUCCUCCCCUCCCUCCAUCCUCCCCUCCCUGAUCCGGGAUGGGUCCACAGGAUGACAGCGUUGGUGCCUCUGGCUCUCUGAGCAGACCCCCGCACGACUCACCUUGGCACUGCGGCUCAGGCAGCCCGGCUACAUUGAAGGAGCUGGUGCCAUGCCAAACCGUGGAGACUUGACGAUUGGCCAAGUGAGCCUGGAGAUGGAGGUACCGGGGGCUUGCAUUCAGACUAUGGAUAUUUAUUUGGAUGCUCUCGUCAUGGCCAGAAGGGAGCCGGUGGUUUUCCCCAAGGCCAGCACACCCGGGGAAGAAUUGGACACCUAUCUUGCUUCUGUAACAUCCAGAAAAAAAUACUCUGAAGCUCAGGUCGCACUGCAAGGAGUCCAGCAGGUGCCCCGGGAGGUGGAAACACCCGGAGAAACACCACACGCUAUCCUGCCUGCUGGAGAAACAGGGGCCCAGGUGGACGCUCUUUCUCCCAGUGGAGUCUGCGAACACCUUGGCUAAGAUGCAGCAGGACCUCAAAAGGUGCACAGAAGCCUGGGCCAAAGCCUCCACCUCAGAUGGGCCUGGGAGAGGGCUGCUCAGGGAAACAGCGAGGAGGCUUCCCAAUACCACAUACCCAGUCGGUAUGUCUGCAGGUUUGGAGCUGCCCAGCAGAAGGCUGGUGGGAAAGUGGGGCUCAUGCUGGGGCAGCGGUGGCCACCACAAGACUAUAGUAUCCCUGGCACAGUUCCAAAGUGAGACAAACUGAUGUGAAAAAGGGAACACAUUUGGAGGUAAAGGGGCCCGAUGGUGGGUGAGUGAGGGGUGCACCAGGAACCAGACUACCCCUUGCCCCAGAAACUGAACAUCUGAUGUGGAGGCAACGUUGCCCUACUUGGCUGCCCAGUAUUAGCCAUUGAACUUCCAUUCCCUGUUUAGUUGUGAUUUUUUACAUAAAAGGCACAAGCAAAAUCAUUGCAGUCUCAAUUUUAUUUAGACACCUAGCAUAGCAGAAAAGACAACAUCAUCAUGCUGAGAUGUCACCAGGGCUAAUUACAAGACCUAAGUAGAAAGGGCUGGGCUGUAGGGAAGGAGGAGCUCCAAAGAAGUCAUGUCAAUGAAGUCACACCUGGACCCUCAGGGACCCACUGAUCACCACCUCCAGGCAAGUGCAGGUUCUCCCAGUGGAAACAAUAAGGUCGUGGCAUGGUGUGGUGUGACCCAGUGGGGUGGGAUGUACCUGCGUCUAGCGUGAGCCUAUUCCAAACCCUCCCCCUCUGCAGUAGAAGUCUCUUCCAUCAAUCAGACCUACAUCCUUUCUGACACUAGGUCAAGCCCAGGACAAUUGCAGUGAGGCCAGGUGUUUGCAGUGGCAUCUGCGGAGAGAACUACAGAGGGGUGAGGAUCCUGCAGCACUACAGACUCCAUGUGCAGGUGGCCUAGGCAGAGCAGGAUGCCUGAUCCAGCCCAUUGCCUGACUUCCCAUUGGAUCCAGAGUUGCCCUGUUUCCCAGGGCCAACAAACAAGCUGUCACAGGAAGUCUCUUGUAAACCCUUUCCAUGUUCCUUGAAUUGUAGGAGAAUGCUCUGUGGGCUGCCUGGCGUAGGUCAGGGUACCUCUUGCUGCUGUCCCAAUGCAGCAGGUAAAGCCUAUGGCUUGCAUGUAAUGGACAGUGGGAUUUCCAGCAGCAAUUAUUACUUUUUUUGCAAUGUAUUUUGCAAAGUACAGUCCUUCCUAGGCAGACGGGCAGGCCUUGAUCCCUCAAGUGGGCUGGGGAGGGACACUGGGACACCAUUGAAGCUGUGACCAAGGUUUACAUUUGAAAGGCUGUGGCUGGAGUGGGAAAGGAGUUUGUGUUUUUCUCUUUUUCUCUUUUGCUGAGUAUGUUGCUUCAGUUCAGGCCUCUCCUCCUGCAAGCACCAACCCCACAAAAUCCUUUCCUAAUGCUGAGAGUGAUAGGCAAAGUGUCUGCGUGCAGGUCUGCAACACGCUGUCUGCUAGCGAUGGCCACUUGAGGAAAGCUGCACAGAAGUAGCCCGCCCAAGUGCCUUGCAGAAGCAUCUUCAUUGUCGUGAUGUGGAGAUCACAGGGGUUUCACUUAUGCAGGCUUUUUGUUCUGCUUUAUUUUUCUCUCUCAUAGGCAGAGGCCUGUCCUUGCAAGGCAUCCUCACAAGGAUCACAACUGUGAUGUGAUGGAGAGGCUUGGCUGCUAUCAUUGACCUCAAGAGUGACGCUGUCUGCAGUCGUGUGCUUCUGCUAGGGUCCCCCGUGUCAGCAUGGUGGAGAGCGAGUUUGCCCAGUUAAUAGUGAUCCAAAGAUAAAGAUAAAAGGCAUUGCUGGUGGAGCAACCAGAUGAAGCAGGAAUCAUGCACGAUGGUGGCAGAACAGAAAUCUUCAUUCCUCUUGGUUUUCCUUGUCACGAGAUCCAGGUUUCCAUCCUGUGAAGUACUGUCUGGUUGCUCACAUGCCACUUCAUCCCCAUGUUAAAAGGAGAUGUGCACAAGCUUCUUGCUUCAAUAGCAAGUCCCACCACGAUGGGUGAGUGACGAUGGAGGCAGAUGCUAGCGAUUACCAGCAGCCGCUAGUCACAGACCUGCCCCUACAGACAAUGACUGUAUGAUGGUUAUUUUGAAUAUGGAACUGAGACAGGUGUGUGAUUAGGCAGCUGCAAUUAUGACUGAGCAGGCCUAUUUCAGAUUAACUCUGCUAUCCUGCCUGUGGAGGGCACUAGGAAAGGCACCUUUGGACACCCGUGUCAUGUCCCCUGCCCGGGAUCCGUUCAAGUCAGCUACUGAGGUUUGCUACCUGGACUGUCCACACCCUGGUGCACAGUACAGACAGCGCCCAACUGGAUUGAAGGACAGCACUUGUGCCCAGACCUUCAUGGAUUUCUCUUCCUGAACAAGUGUGCAGAAAACCUCUACUCAUCACAAAGCAACUGAAUGAAACAUUGAACUUAUGACAGGCACUUGCAGGUGCCUAUAUUCAAUUCAUUACCAAUUUUUGAGGAACUUGAUGACCCACAUAGGCCAAGGCUUAUGUAGAAGAAGGCCAUUUUGGAUUGUGGGAAAAGAACUGAAUCAUGGAAGCUUUGAUUUCAAGAAAAAUGGCCCCACCAAUGCAAGACAAUUGAUCUCAUUAAUACAUUACUUAUCAUGGACCCCAUUUCCUAACCUCGUGGCUUCACUUUACUAAGCAGAGCUGGACUACGUUGAACAAUUUGGUAAAUGGGUUUUUAUGAAAGACCCGCGGUAUGAGUGUGGUGAGAUGCAUAUUGUAGCACAUAUCAUGGAGGAAUGUCUAAUCCAUCUUUUUAAUGAUUGUAUUGAAAAACUGCACGAGGCUGGUGCUGAAGACCUGCCAUGGAUAUCAUACCAAAAAGUGUCACUGUAGUCUUAUCCUUUAGUGUCAAUGCUUAGAGCUUGUUCUGCUAUUGAGUUGCUGUAUCCAUCUGAAUAAAUCUCAAAGCAGAACUUGGAAGCCAUUGUGCAAGCAACCCGGCUCAAAACCCUGGCACCUAAUGGACUGUAUCCUAGGGCAUUGCAAAGUCCACCUCAGCACCGCUACGACCAGAGCCGUGCAGGACUCCGACUGCCACAACAGCCACAGCAGAAGCGCUCACGUCGCAGCCCGCUCACAUUUCCUCAAUCUGCAGAUUCUGCUGAAUCCCUGUCGUCAAUUAUCUCAGGUGGGACACGAGAAGAAGUUGAGGAAAGACAAGCCCCAAAGGCUGUUGAGUAAAUCCUCGCCUGAUAUGUUGCAUCAUGUCCAUCCCUACAGCCACAAAAUGAUGUUGUGAUGGGCUAGCUGGCAGUGACUUAGCCCAGAGGUUUUGAAAGGGCAAAAGAUGAUUGGAGGACUUGGGAUUCCCUUUCCUCACUAAUCAGGCCCCAGAGACUCACCCUCCAUGUCCCCUGAUUGGCCCCUCGGGUCACCUGGAGGGGGAUAAAAGGGGCAGCAUGGCUGACUCAGGGGACACCAGUGAGGAACCACAAGGAAGGAGCUGGCAAGAGCUGGGCCAGUGGCGUGGGAGGAGCAGCACUUGAAGGAGUGGGACCUGCAGGCAGCAGUUGGACCUCAGCAGCGCGGCGUGUGGCCGGCAGGAGAGGCUCCCCACUGGGCUCCAGGCUCCCCUAUGAGAGGCUGCAGCCAGCAGGAGAGGUUCCCUAGCCCCAGUAAGGAUCUGAGCAGCCACCUGAGAGGUUCCCAGCUCUGUUCCCAGCUCCUCCAAUCAGAGACCAGGCAGCUCGAGGUGAGGCUGGGGCUUAUGGAAAGUCAAGAGCCCUAGCAGCUCAGAGUAGUGUCGUGGAAACACACGCAGCAUACUUUUGGGUCAGGUCAGCAGAAGCUUUUAUUCAAAAGAAACUACAGCUGUAGGGGGGAUUCCAAAGUGACAUGAUUUCCCAAGCACUUGGAAGGGGUUCCCCCACAAGAGCAAAAUCAGGAGGCUUUUUAACAGUCGCUUACAACUCACGUGAUCAUAUAGUGAAAUUAGCAUGAAAAGCGGCUAUAACAUUACUUCAUUAUUUCUUUGCUGUAAUCAGGAUGGGAACUUAUGUGGGAGGCGAGGUUAGUUCACAAACUUCCUUCUAGCACCUGGAAAUCAGAGUUGUACAUGCUUUUUGCUAUCUUCAAGGCUGCGGUGAGUGAAGCAGUUGCAGAGGAGUUACAAAGAACAAACACUUUCCCUUAACUGUUCUACUGUACAGAGCCAGCAAUUCUCCACAAAACGGUUAUGUCAUCUUAUAACUCAAAUGAUCAAAGUUUAAGGCAUUUAUUAUUGUUUUUGAUUCCACAUUAGUACCAGCGCUGGUGGUUGUGUAGUAGAGUUUUUACCUACCACAGGGGAUAUCUGAGUUCAAGUCCUAGCUGGGGUGAGUGAGGUUACAGGGAGAAAUUCUUGUUGCAGUGGAAAGGGGUCAUUGUUUUCCCCCUUCCCCCACUCCAGGUACCUAGCCCCUAUAUUCCUUGUAAUUUGACGUUUUGUAUUUUGUGCUUUUUAUAUUUCACCAACCAGUAUUGUUUGUUCUGCUGUUUGUGUUUUAUAUUUGUUAACCCUGUCUUUUGUCAGUGAUUGUAAGUGUCUAACCUUUGUCGAAUCCUGCCCCCUUGGGGCGUUGUAGUGUCCCCUAUACCCCCUGGUUUAUGCCCUGUUAUGUUCCCAGUACUGUUCUCUCAUUAAAAGGUGUAUGGUUAAGGCCCCAUUGGUGGUCUGGCUCUGCUCUAUAGCUGGAGGAGAGUUCCUACACCUCCCACAGUGCUUGUGCACCUGCUUUGAUCCCUUCAAUUGGAGAGGGGGUACCUCUUGGAGUACCACCUGGGUUACAAUGUCAACCAAAGAAGCAACCAAAGAAGAGGGUCAAUCUCAAGUGCUUGAGAAACCCUGGCACAGGACAUCACCUGCAGCGGUGCCUCCGAGACAAUCGUGCCGACUGCCCUGAUGCUCUUGACACCACUGAUCCCUCGAGAAAGAGCGAGAGCUUCAAGAAAGGCAUCCGUGAGGCGUGCCAGAACCUCCAGGCUUCUCCACAAAGAAACCUCAGCACUGGCUCAAUGAGAACGAUUGGGAAAUUCUUGCCUUCAGAAUGGACAGAGCACACAAUGCCACCACCUCCAAAUAGCAGGACCUACAUUCGUGCCCGUCAGUACAGAUCAUUCACUCAGCGGCCCCUCCCACAUGGACAGUUUUGCACACAGAGGUGAAAAAUGGAUUUCCCUCUUUGUGUGUGUGUUAAGGAAAGCCACCAUUGAAUAGGUGUGUAAUGUGUAACAUGUAAUAAAAGGAAGUAGUUUUUAUUA